This is a messenger RNA of Astyanax mexicanus (Mexican tetra), 5149 nucleotides long. RefSeq names its product parathyroid hormone 3 receptor (gene pth3r). Gene Ontology annotation, cellular component: plasma membrane. Gene Ontology annotation, molecular function: peptide hormone binding; G protein-coupled peptide receptor activity. Bases 1122 to 2804 code for a protein of 560 amino acids. Gene Ontology annotation, biological process: adenylate cyclase-modulating G protein-coupled receptor signaling pathway; cell surface receptor signaling pathway. The record is from RefSeq and is a predicted model, not a curated record. The transcript has 13 exons. Lineage: Eukaryota; Metazoa; Chordata; Actinopteri; Characiformes; Acestrorhamphidae.
CUCUCUUCAGUUCUAAUUCUGAGUUUAUUUGAUUUAACGAUGCAUGAAUGUGAAGAAGAAGACUGAGUUUGAUAACCAUGUUCACAAUAGCUCUUGUAUCAGCACCAGUAGCAGUGCCGUGGUUGUUUAGGUAACCAGCAAAUGCUGUUGUGGACAAAACACUCCCAAUAAUGUCUACCAGACCUUUUAUUUUAAUGAAUACACAGUAUUUGACUUUGCAGAAAUUAUAGGAGACGCACAUUGGUGGCAUUUGUUAGAAUAUUGACAUUUUCCCCACUCAGAAAUACCAUUAAUUUUAAUUUUAAAGAAAGAAAAUGUGCUUAUGGAUACAUUACUUGUCUGAUACGUCACUUUAUGAUUUUAUUUGUAUUAUAUACGUUUUUAGUAAAUGUUUUGUUGCCAUAUUUGUGUUGUAGCAUUGGGGGCCCCUGAUUUAAUAUUUAAUUAACCAUCAAAAAUAGAUCAGUUGUACUAAUAAAAAGGAGAAAGAUGUAGAUUAGAAAGAGAGAAAAAGAGAAAGUGUGUGUGUGUGUGUGUGUGUAAGAGAGAGAGAGAGAGAGAAAGACAAAGACAGUUGUUGGUGUGAGAUAUAUCCCCCUCUUCAGACUGAACUGUCUCACCACACAAACUCAUCCCCCAACAGAGCCUCUGCAGUAGGAAGAGGAACACCAGCUGCAGCGCUUUCCUCCUCUGAAGAAGACUGAUCACUGCUAGAAGAUCAAUGAUAGAACAAUGCUAAGAGAUCACUGGUAGAAGAUCAAUGCUAGGAGAUCAUUUGUAGAAGAUCAUUGGUAAGAGAACACUCUAGAAGAUCACUGGUAAUGGAUACACCUCUCUUUAAAGCUGGUCUAACUUCAGGUAACUGUGAGAGUACCAGCAGAAGGACUUGGUCCAUCAUGUCUACAUUAAUGUAAAAGUGAAGACCUAGGACCUCGCCUACACCAAAACCAGACCAAGUUCCAUUCCAGCUGCAGAUACAAGAGAAACAACCCCAGCGACGGCUUCUGAAAUGCAAAGUACUUCUCAAUGGCUUGAAGAAACCAGAGGACUUGCCAACUUUUAGUGGACUUUUCGAGAAGAUCUGCAGUAUCGUCCAGAGCUGCUGAUUUUGCCUCUAAAGCAUGGUGGUGGAAGUAUCUGUGACGUUUAUUUUUUGCUGUAUAUUAAUGACAGCGAAGGCACUGAUCGACUCUGAUGAUGUCAUCACACGAGAUGAGCAAAUCUUCCUCCUGAUUGGAGCACGUACCAAGUGUGAGAGGAGCAUCCGCUCGCAGCAGGGCUCCAUAAGAGAAAACGACUGUGUGCCAGAGUGGGAUGGUAUUAUCUGCUGGCCCAGAGGGAAACCUGGUCAGCUGGUGGCCGUACUUUGCCCCGAAUACAUUUAUGACUUCAACCAUCAAGGUAAUGCAUACCGGAACUGUGAUGUGUCAGGGAACUGGGAGCAGGUGCCCAUUAUUAAUCGAACCUGGUCUAAUUACACCGAAUGCACCACCUACCUACACUCCAACCACGCCGGCCAGCAGGAGGUAAAGGCUGUUUUUAGGAGACUUCACCUGAUGUACACCACGGGCUACUCCAUCUCUCUGGCCUCUCUACUGGUGGCUGUGUUCAUCCUCUGCUUCUUCAAACGUCUGCACUGCACUCGCAACUACAUCCACACCCAUCUGUUCACUUCUUUCAUAUGCCGAGCGGUCAGCAUCUUCGUGAAAGACGCAGUACUCUACACCUUCGCUGAAGAAGUCGAGACAGACUAUGUGGUGGUGGACCCCAGACCCCCGAUGGUGGGCUGCAAGCUGGCUGUGACCUUCUUCCUGUAUUUCCUGGCCACUAAUCAUUACUGGAUCCUGGUGGAGGGGCUCUACCUGCACAGUCUGAUCUUCAUGGCCUUCCUGUCUGAUAAGAAUUAUUUGUGGGCUCUUACCAUCAUUGGCUGGGGUGUUCCUGCGUUGUUCGUGUCCAUUUGGGUCAGCGUUCGAGCCUCACUCGCAGAUACACAAUGCUGGGAUAUCAGUGCAGGAAAUCUGAAAUGGAUCUAUCAAGUUCCCAUCCUGGCGGCUAUCGUUGUAAACUUCUUCCUCUUCCUCAACAUCAUCAGGGUUUUGGCAUCUAAGCUGUGGGAAACUAACACUGGGAAAUUGGACCCUAGACAGCAGUACAGGAAGCUCCUAAAGUCCACACUUGUGCUGAUGCCCCUGUUUGGUGUUCACUACAUGGUCUUCAUGGCUCUGCCCUAUACUGAGGUCACCGGGUUGUUAUGGCAGGUCCAGAUGCACUACGAGAUGUUCUUCAACAGCCUGCAGGGCUUUUUUGUGGCCUUCAUCUACUGUUUCUGCAAUGGAGAGGUGCAGGCGGAGGUAAAGAAGGCGUGGCUGAGGCGAAGCCUUGUCCUCGAUCUUAAGCAGAAAGCUCGCAUCACCAGCAGCGCAGGGGGCGGAAGCUGUUACUACGGAGGCAUGAUGUCCCACACAACCACCCAGAGCGUCUGCCUGAGCGUCAGUGGCUCUAAGGCCCUAGCCCUCGGAGGCGGGGCCCUGGGCAUCAGGGGUCAAGCCCAUUCCCAGCCCGUAGCCAGCUUACCAGGGGACAUACCCAAUAACACUGAAACUACAUUACCCGCAGUGCAGGAGCCUGGGCUGAUCUGGAGACGGGCUGACAGCACGGGCAUACUGUACAAUCUAACCGAAGAAGAGGAUGCUGGACCUGGAGGACAGGAUGAGCAAAUAGACAAAGACCUGUCACUGUCCCUCAUACCUGAAGAUCACUCCAGCUCUCGGUCUUCCAGAGUUCUGGAGACUGUUGUGUGAAAGACUGUGGGGAACUGGGCACGUGGGAAGGGUAAUGUAUUGCUACGGCAGCAUAAAGGACACACCUGAGUGAGAUAGUUUUAAGCGUAAGCUGAAUGUCUGGGUUUUGUUUUCUCAGGUAAUUGUGAUCUUGUCAAAUUUCUGAAAGCAGUGUGCUAUGAAAAAUCUGACAUUUGUAGAUGCACAGUUUGUGUUUUCCACCAUCCAUGUAGGAUAUUUUUGGGUUAUGCGCCCUCUUGUAGAAUGGUAAUGAGCAGGGGUGGCAGUCACAGGGCAUCUCACGAUAUGGUGAUAUCUUCAUAUAUCACAAGACAGUUGUCUGUGAUACUUCUCAGCAUCUGUGUUACCGAAGAGGAUAAAAUACUCCUAAAUAAGAAAAUAUCAGGAUCUAUGGAUUUAUUAGUGACAUUCAUUUGAUAAGCGGCACCAUGUAGAAUAAUGAAGCAGUACCUUCAUUAUUAAGUAAGUCAAAUUUUGGGGCAAGUUUAAAGUACCUAUGUGUCAACAGAAAUCUAAAUAUUUGAUGCCACAUAUUAAUACGAUAUGAUCAAAACAAUACAAUAUUGAUAUAUUGUCCCACCCCUAUUCCAGGCAGGAUAUUUUGAGUGGUGAACCCUUUCUCAGCGUAGCAGUAAGACUGACAUGUUUUCUGCUAACAAAAAAAGUGGCUGCAUAUGGUUACUUUCACCACCAUGCUUCACAGUUGGUAGAAUUAAUUGAGUUUCAAUGCCCAUACCUUUACUCCUGCAAACAAAUCUUAACUCACUUGAAGUUACUCUUUCCUGGAUGUUGUUGGAUGGUAAGCCAUAUGUUUUCAUCCAUCCAUCCAUUGUCAAUACCCGCUUUAUACACCCUGGCCACAUUUUCCACUGACAGAAAAUCAGUUCCAGAGCAUGUUGCUACAGAGCAUAAUGUGUAUCUGGCUCAGACACUGUUUUGGUUAAAAUGUAAAUGGUUUGGUAAUAAAAACCUGAAUUGUAUUUAAAUUGUAAAAAUAUAACAAAACUUGGAUAAACUGGGUGUCCAGUGGAAAAUUCAGGUUUGUUUCUGGUCCUUUAGGCUGAAAACUCAGGCUGAAAACAUCCCAGUUCUUGUAUGGCACGUUCUAGUUCCUGCCAAUAUCCAGCAACUCUGCACAGGUAUUGAAACGAAGUGGACUAACAUUCCACAGCACACAAUUCACAGCCUGAUCAACUCUAUGCAAAAGAGGAUGUGUUGCACUGCGAGAGGCAAAAGGUGGUUACUCCAGAUACUGACUGUCUUUCUGAACCCUACAGAUUCUCACAAUACUGUAAAACUGCACAUUUUUGAGUGGCCUUUUAUUGUGGCCAGCUCAAGCUACAUCUGUGUAAAAAUCAGCAUCUUGAUAGGCCACACCUGUGACUGGUAUAAAAUACAAAUUAUCCAACUUAAGGGGGAAAACUCUUGUUAACUCAUUCGGACCAGAAAAACAAACUACACAUGUGGUAUGAGAAGAGGAUGAGGUUACUCACUUUCUGAAUCAGUGUCUAGUUUUAAGAUUGUUAGUCAGCCAGACAAUUCUUGGUAGAUUCAGAUAUAUUUCAAUAAAAUUCUUCACACCUUCCUCAUAUUUUCUCUUAGCUUUGCAUGCUUAAAAUUCCAAAGUUGUACAGAGCUGCCCGUAAUGAAGCACUGAAUGAUUUCAGUGAAGAACUAAUUCAUUUAAUCAGCCAUUUCAGUGAUUGUAAAUGAUUACUAAAAGGCUGUAUUUUGUGUAUGAUUGGGUUGUGUUUGUCUUAUGUGAGUUUUAAGAUAGACAACCAUGCAGCCACAACUAUGGAAACAGAAAGGGUAACACACUUUUAAGAUGCUUAAAAGACAUUUAUAGUCUUAUUUACAGUUCAAGUUUUAAGAAAAUAAAUGUCCUGCACUGUUUUUCAGUGUGCUGUAUUAGCGUGUACUUCACUGUACUUGUGUUGUGGUCCAUAUCUGUACUGUAAUUCUAUUCCUGCUGCUGUUUAUAUUUAUUAUUUCUUGCUCAAAUCGUUGCAAUAUGAAGCAAAACGUUUAAAACCUAAGCAUGCUGAAUGAGUGUGAUUAAAAGAUCUUGGUGUAUUCUUUUAUCAACAGUAUUAGUUUUGUAGUCACACACUGGAUAUUUAAUGAAAAAUGCACAACUGUAAUAUGAAUUUCAAAUUAAAAGGUUACUUUUUGUAUAUUUGUAUGUUCUGUUAUAUUUAUGCCAUUGGUUUGUACCAUCUAAAAACUCUCUCACGCAAAGCCAAUCAGAAUCAUUCCUUUCAUUUGGGAACAAAGUAUCUGUUUGGAUGUAUUCAAUAAAAUGAAUUAAUAAUAAAACGAUUUGUGUGGCAUAAGUUUAGGUG